GUUUUACACAUAAACAACAAAUCCUUAAAGUUCUCUUUCUUUGGGAGACUAAAUUCAGAAUAAAAUUUUUAUAUUUAUAUCAGCUCAGCCUGAGAAAUGUGUAAAUGUUUCGCUCUGGAGUGUUUCUGCCCUUACAUAAAGUAAAACCCGAUUUUCAUGCAGUGUCAAUAUUUUUAUACAAUACCAAAAAUCUUUCAGCAUAGCUAGUGAAGAAGAGCCUGAAAAAUCUGCAGAUUGUGGCGAUUCAAAUACGAGUUUGAUGUUACAUUUAUGGCUAGUUGUGCUAGGUUGUGUUUUAAUCUCAGCUGCUUCUUCUUCUUUGAGCUGAUGCCACAGCAGAUCAUCUUCCUCCAUCUCACCAUAUCCUUAACAUUCUUCUCUUCCACACCCUCUGCAUGUCCUCCCUCACUACAUCCAUCAAUCCUCUGAGGUCUUCCCGUUUUCCUCCUGCCUAGCAGCUCCAUAUAUCCACUACCCCUCCUCUGCCAAACCAUCUCAGCCAUGGCUCUGAAUCUGUCUCCAAACUCCUCACCCUAACAUCUCCCUCUGAUGUACUCACUUAAAGUCCAUCCUGGUCACUCCCAAUGAAAAUUGUAACAUCUUCAGAUUCACCUCCUCUCUUUUUGUCAAUGCCAUCGCCUCCAAACCAUACAGGUUGGAGCAGGUCUCACGUCCACCUCCAUGCAGAUUUUUUGCUCUCAUUCAAAAAAUGAAAAAAACAUCAGAAAAGACUUAAAAUGGGCCGCAUUGAGCCAUUGCUUUCAUUGUUUUCAAAGCACAUUUUGAUGAUUUUUCACGAUGACCCUAACAUCUUUUAUCAGCAUUUAGUAUAACAUGACACAUAGUUACUCCAUCCUCUCUGUACAUACUACAGCAUCCACUCUUGAUUCUCAUACUUCAGAGGAUAUUUUGGCCAGGUGAAGCUGCCAGACUGUGAUAUUUGUCCUUGUGAGUAUUUAUGAGUGUGUUUAUCCCUCUGUACCCCCAUCAUGCCCUCCACCCAGAUCUCUGAGUCAUCCUUUAGCCUGAGCAGCUAAUAAUAACCCCGUGUCCCUUCUGCUAUUUUAGGCCUUUAGGGCCUGGAAAGCUGGGGCAUGUGCACGAGCAUGCUUGGAGCAGGGGUGAAAAAAACUAGGGUGGGCUAAAUCAGACACACAAACAUAGUUAGCAGUAGGAGGGGCGGCUCUGGGGCAUCCUGCAGUUGCUCGGUGACUCUCAGGAGCAGUAGGACCCUUGGGAAAAAUCUACACUUUCCCUUUGGCUUUAAAAUAAUAAGAUUUCACUGUUGGGAUUGAACCUGAGUUUAUUUGGAUUUAUUUUGUCACAGUGUGGCUCCUGAAAGACCCAUCAGGAGAUCGAAUUGAUUUAACUGCUGUGCCACUGGGUGCAGCCAUAUGUUUUGGCCAUCGGGUGUCUGGAUGUGUGAGAACUGGGGGAGCAAGAAGAGUGACUGACGAGAAGAGACAAAAUCUAACACAGCGUUUGUUCAUGGUGACACAAGACAAGGAGACAUGUCGAGGCCCUCUUCCACCCAGACCACUCCUCAGUUCUACAGGGUCAGCGACAGAGAUCUCACCGAGAUCGAGCUGCAUUCUGUCGAUUCCAUCAACGACCUCCACCGAACACACCCCGAGCACAGCCACAAAGGUAAAAUCGCCCCAAACACACCAUCCACACUGCAGAGACACAUACAAACACUCACACUGACUCUAAAUGCGAUUUCAGGAAUGAGGCCUCCUCGUCCGGCGUACACACCUUCGCCAAAUGGGAACAUUUAUACCUGCGACACAACAGUGGCCAAUCAAAGAGGCCACCCAGGCAGCAAAUCCUGGCAGAGCCGACUGCAGGACAUGCUGACGCCAAGUUCAUCCCGGGCCUAUGCCAUGGGCUGUGCUAUUAUCACUUUGCUUCUGCUCACAGUGUUACUAAUUUUUUACUUCUUAGUCCAGCAGGGCGGUGCAAUACGGAUGCUGACGGAGGCAGUGAGAGAAAAAGAGGCUGCGUCCACAGAGCUGUCACUGCUGAUCCAAGAGCUGCACGCACUGAGGCACAACCUGACAGCCAAGAGAGUGGCAGGAGGGACGUGA
Messenger RNA from Oreochromis aureus, 2087 nucleotides. RefSeq lists its product as uncharacterized. The transcript has 3 exons. The coding region runs from base 1512 to 2087 and encodes 191 amino acids. Lineage: Eukaryota; Metazoa; Chordata; Actinopteri; Cichliformes; Cichlidae. The record is from RefSeq and is a predicted model, not a curated record.